GGAUUAAUAAAAAAAGAAUCAGAAGGACAAUACAAAGGAAUUGAGUGGAGGAUCGUGAAAUGAGUAAAGCACAAAAAUCAGAAUUGCAAAAUAUUCAACUUCAAAAGACUAUUACUGAACACAAGAAUCAUGAUAUACAGUGUAAGGAAUUGUGUAACAUGCAACGCAAAGCUACUAAAAUGUCACUUUAUAAGCGAAUGCAUAUGGAAUCUCAAGAAGCAGAACUUGAAGCAAACAUAAGCAUGGCUAAGACAGAACAAUCGAGACAAAUCGCUUUGUUAGAACAGGAGCAAAAGAUGGCACAAACAAUGGCAGAAUUAAAACGAAAGGAAUUGGUUGAAAAAAAGAACGAACAAUGGGCGUAUGAAAACUGUCACGAACUUCGACAUUUAGAAAAACAAAUAAGAACUGCAUAUGCAAAAAAGGAAUUGUUGGCUCAAAUCAAAGAAAAGGAAGCAAAAAAAAUAGAAGCCAAAGUACAAGAUUAUUAUGACGAUUUGAAAAUCAUAGAAGUCAACGAGAUUGAAAAACGAAUGGAAAAAGAACUUAGUGUGAAGCAACAUGAAUCCAAGUUGAUUUAUAAAAAACAACUUGAGAAACAAUGGGCAGAUACAAUGAAUGAAAAAAACGCUCAGAAGGCUAUUCAAAUGCAUUGCCCAUUAAAUUUUGGAAAUUCAGAAACUAAUUCCAAAGAAGAUAAAAUAUUACAAAUGAAGAAUUUUAAAAAAGAAAUAGAUGAAUGUGUACGAUUAAAAAAUGAAUUUAAAGAAUAUGAACAAAAUCAAAUAGACAUGACGGAAAAGUAUAUCCAAAACUUCUUAGAGUAUAAAAAACGUAGAUCUGAUGAAUUGUCAAGUGAAAAAAAGAUAAAACAAGAACAACGUCACAAAACUUAUGAAAAUGUUGCUAACAAUUUAGUAUCCUUAAUGACAGAUAAAUCAGAAAAUAUAGACAAGAAAAUUAUGUUGCAAGAAGAAGAACAAAAAAUUGAAGAUUGGAUAAAACAAAAAGCGGAAUAUGACAACAAAAUAAAUCAACGUAAUGCGUUAAUUAAGGAAAAUAAUGCACAGCUUCUUAUUAAAGAGGAAAAAGAAGUCAAACAAAAAAAACAAGAUAAAAAUUUGGCCGAAUACUUUUUAAAGAUUUACGAGGAAAAAAAUAAACACGAAGAAAUAAAAAAUGAUAAUAAACAAAAAGCAAGUAUCCAAUACGGAAAAGAAUUAAAGGAGAUGAUAGACAAGAAACAUUUUGAAAAUAAAGAACUUUGGAUUAAAAAACAGAGUGAAUAUAUAGAGGCUAUUAAAUUAGAACAACAAAGAUUGAAAGAGAUCGAAAGUAAACAAAAAAACAUAGUCAAACAACAUGAAGCUACUUUACUUGGCUUUUUACCACCAAGCUUAUUAACCAAUAAUUCACUUUAA
This is a messenger RNA of Daktulosphaira vitifoliae (grape phylloxera), 1421 nucleotides long. Its product is annotated as meiosis-specific nuclear structural protein 1-like. The record is from RefSeq and is a predicted model, not a curated record. The coding region runs from base 60 to 1421 and encodes 453 amino acids. The transcript is spliced from 8 exons. Gene Ontology annotation, biological process: cilium organization. Gene Ontology annotation, cellular component: motile cilium. NCBI's taxonomy places the organism in Eukaryota, Metazoa, Arthropoda, Insecta, Hemiptera, Phylloxeridae.